Anguilla rostrata (American eel) is the source of this 7781-nucleotide messenger RNA. RefSeq lists its product as uncharacterized. Bases 103 to 7245 code for a protein of 2380 amino acids. The record is from RefSeq and is a predicted model, not a curated record. The transcript has 34 exons. NCBI's taxonomy places the organism in Eukaryota, Metazoa, Chordata, Actinopteri, Anguilliformes, Anguillidae.
CGUGUCCAUGCCUCUCCCUAUUCCUCUUACAGAGCACAUCCUCGUCGGCUAAAAUCGCCAGUCGAACGGGAGCUCAAAGCCGGUGCGGACCGGGCAGGUACCAUGGGACCAGCGCAGGGCACCAUGGGAACUGUACUGUGGUUCACUCUGCUGUGGACGUCUGGAUGCGGCCACAGUUUCGCUGCUCAGGUGCUCAAGAGAAAUAUCUACUUCAGCUGUGCUCAAAGAGAACGCAUAACUCUGUCUGUACCAUCUGUAACAUCUGGAAGAGAAUUCAUUUGGGAGAGGACAUCACACCAACACAACAACAAAACUGUCAAAAUUGCAGUCAUUGAGUCCUCAAACGAAAAGCUUUCAUGGACCCACAUCGAUAAGUUCUUUAAAAAUGGCAAGGACUUUGAGAUUUCCAUGGAGCCUCUCUUCCAAAACGCAGGUGUUUUUUCUUUUUCACAAACAAGACCAGAGAAUGUUUUAAUUGCCAGAUAUGAAGUCUUCGCUUUAAAAGUGGAGCCGCCCCUGUGGUCCAGUUUCUCUCGAGGCGCGGACGUGAGCGCCAGCUGUACGGUGUCGCGUCUGCAGGAUUCAGCCACACUACACUGGGAAAAAGAAGGACCUCACACUUCUAACACCACCCUUUCCCACAAAAACUCAGCCCACAUCAUCAUCCACAGCGCUGAUGAACACAGCGAGGGAAGGUACAGCUGCUCGCUCGAGCAGAACGGACUGCUUCUACACAACGUUAGCAAUACGCUCUCCGUCAGGAAAGAUACGUAUCAUACCUCGUAUAACCUGUACAGAGACAGUUCUGAAACCGAAGUCGUGUUCGUCUGCGCGUCUCCGAGCCACCACAGAACAGCUAGGUGGGCCUGGGUGCCAUUUUUGGAAGGAAAAACAAAAACUCUGGCAACAGUUGGGAAGGAAGGAAAGGUCAGGAUUUCUACGGAGAUUGACGGAGAGAGGUUCUCGUCGGAUGGUUACGACGGAAUACUUUUCCCCUUGAGGAUAUCGCCAGUGAUGUUUCAAGACGCUGGAAGAUAUUCAUGCUAUGUGGACAACAGCUAUUUCAGCUAUAUAACACUGAUAACUCUUCAGGUGUCAGCAGAGCCCCCUGGUGGUCUGUCCAGGAAUCAGUCAGUUGUGCUGAACUGUCAGAUAUCACAGGUGAUCGGCUCUGUGACCCUGGCCUGGCUCCGGAUGAAGGGGGGCAGGGGGGAGCUCGUAAAGCAGGAGGUCCUGAGUGAGGGGCACCCAGAAAAGAUGCUCAGUCUCACCCUACCCAUUCUGAGCGGAGACCAGCUGCACUGGGCCUGUGCGGUGUUCACAGAGAGCAUGCUCAGAGCACAGGUCCCCCUGCACCUUAGGCCACUGUCAGCACAGCCAGGAUGGAGCACUGAGACAGUGGUCAGGGUGGUGAUUGUAGUGCUGGCCACCCUGGGGAUGCUAAAGGUUCUUAUGUGGUACUGCAGGAGACGCCCAGCAAUGUUGGUACAGUACAAAUACUGCCUUUCUGGAGAGAUACAGGGGGUCUCUCUACAAGCCCCUGCUGAGACCAACGGGACAGAAUUCAUCUGGGAGUGGACGUCACAUGAUGGAAGCUACACAAACACUCGAAUAAUAACUAUACAGCCCAAUGGGAAUCAUUGGUGGGAAUUUAAGAAGACGUUUAUUACAAAACAAGGGAAGUAUGACAUUUAUCUGGAACCGGAGUUAGAAGAUGGAGGAACAUUUACUUUUAUUCAAACUAAACCUGAGAAAGUAAGCUUGGCCCAGGUUGAAGUGUUCGCUGUAAAAGUGGAACCAUCGCGCUGGUCCAAAGUAAAAGAAGGUUCUGAUGCGACCAUGAGCUGUGAAGUAUCGCACCUUCCAGAUUCAGCUACACUGGACUGGGAAAGGGACAGAGAACCUACUGCUAACACAACGCUGAUCUACAACAACACUGCCCACAUCAUCAUCCACAGUGCUGACCAAUACAGUGAGGGAACGUAUAACUGCACACUCAGAUGGAACGGAGCACUUAUUUUCAGCAUUCCUAAACCACUUAAAGUCUCCAAGGGCACAGGUGGCACAAACAUUCUGUACAGAGGGAGUUUGAACGGCAGUGAGGUGGUGCUGAUCUGCCAUUCUCUGAUCUCAUACGGAAAAGCUUAUUGGCAGUGGGAGCCAUCGUCUAUGACAAAUACAAUCCUUGUGGCCUCAGCUGAUAACAACGAGAAUACUUCGAUUUCCAUGAAGAUAGAUAAAGAGAGAUUCUCAUCUGAGGGCUUUGAUGGAUAUAAUUUCCCUCUGAGAAUCUUACCGGUGAAGUUCAGAGACAGUGGAACGUACUUCUGUCACUGUGAACGCUACAUGAUGGCCACAGUAACUCUGGUAACUGUUCAGGUCUCAACAGAGCCCCCUGGUGGCCUGUCCAGGAAUCGGUCAGUUGUGCUGAACUGUGAGAUAUCACAGGUGAUCGGCUCUGUGACCCUGGCCUGGCUCCGGAUGAAGGGGGGCAGGGGGGAGCUCGUAAAACAGGAGGUCCUGAAUCAGGGGCACCCAAAAAAGAUGUUCAGUCUCACCCUGCCCAUUCUGAGUAGAGACCAGCUGCACUGGGCCUGUGCGGUGUUCACAGAGAGCAUGCUCAGAGCACAGGUCCCCCUGCACCUCACACUGCCAGCACCUGAUCCUGAAGAGCCAAAGCCAGAUAAUGGGAGGAUGCUGGUGAUCGGUGUGGCCUGUACUGCUGCUGUGUGUGUUGGAGUGCUGUUGCUGUUGUUUCUGUUGUUUCAGCGUCUGAAAACAGCAGCGGGUCCCUCCACAUCACCAUCUGAAGGGAACGGUGCAGCUGAUGCAGUCUACAGUUACAUCACAGAUCUGCAGCAAGGUCAAGGAAACCAGGAUACCCCUAAAGAGGAGAAUGACAGUGAGGAGCUCCAAUACUUAAUAUUUUCCUUGUCCACUCCCAGUCUGGUGUUGGUACAGUACAAAUACUUCCUUUCUGGGGAGGGACAGGGGGUCUCUCUACAAGCCCCUGCUGAGACCAACGGGACAGAAUUCAUCUGGGAGUGGACGUCACAUGAUGGAAGCUACGCAAACGCUCGGAUAAUAACUAUACAGUCCGAUGGAAACUAUUGGUGGGAUUUGAGGAAGGCGCCUAUUUCAAAACAAGGGAAGUACGACAUUUAUCUGGAGCCCAAGUUACAAAAUGCAGGAGUUUUUACUUUCAUUCAAACUAAACCUGAGAAAGUAAAAGUGGCCCAGUUUGAAGUGUUCGCUGCAGAAGUGAAACCAUCUCUCUGGUCCAUAGUAGAAGAAGGUUCUGAUGUGAUCAUGAGCUGUGAAGUAUCACACCUUCCAGAUUCAGCUACACUGGACUGGGAAAGGGACACAGAACCUACUGCUAACACAACGCUGAUCUACAACAACACUGCCCACGUCAUCAUCCACAGUGCUGACCGAUACAGUGAGGGAACGUAUAACUGCACACUCAGAUGGAAUGGAGAAUUUAUUUUCAGCAUUCCCAGGACACUUCAAGUUGAAAAUGGUACAUUUGGAACACAGCACACUCUGUACAGAGGGAGUUUGAGCAGCAGUGAGGUGGUGCUAAUCUGCCAUUCUCUGGUCUCAUACAGAAAAGCUUAUUGGCGAUGGGAGCCAUUGUCUGGAACAAAUACAAUCCGUGUGGCCUCAGCUGAAAAAUAUAAGAAUGUUUCGAUUUCCAUGGAGAUAGAUAAAGAGAGAUUCUCAUCUGAGCGCUAUGAUGGAUCUAAUUUCCCUCUGAGAAUCUCACCGGUGAAGUUUGGAGACAGUGGAAUGUACUUCUGUUACUGUGAAUACUACCCGGCGGCCUCAGUAACUCUGGUAACUGUUGAGAUCUCAGCAGAGCCCCCUAGUGGUUUGUCCAGGAAUCAGUCAGUUGUGCUGAACUGUGAGAUAUCACUGGCAUUUGGAAAUGUGACCCUGGCCUGGCUCCGGAUGAAGGGGGGCAGGGGGGAGCUCGUAAAGCAGGAGGUCCUGAGUCAGGGGCACCCAAAAAAGAUGCUCAGUCUCACCCUGCCCAUUCUGAGUAGAGACCAGCUGCACUGGGCCUGUGCGGUGUUCACAGAGAGCAUGCUCAGAGCACAGGUCCCCCUGCGCCUCAUACUGCCAGCACCCAUCACUGAACCUGAAGAGCCAAAGCCAGGAUGGAGCACUGAGACAGUGGUCAGGGUGGUGAUUGUAGUGCUGGCCACCCUGGGGAUGCUAAAAGUUCUUAUGUGGUACUGCAGGAGACGCCCAGCAAUGUUGGUACAGUACAAAUACUUCCUUUCUGGAGAGGGAGAGGGGGUCUCUCUACAAGCCCCUGCUGAGACCAACGGGACAGAAUUCUUCUGGGAGUGGACGUCACAUGAUGGAAGCUACGCAAACGCUCGGAUAAUAACUAUACCUUCCGAUGGGAAGGUUAAAUGGAAUUUGUCUAUUACAAGACAAGGGAAGUAUGACAUUGUUCUGCAACCAAAGUUACAAAAUGCAGGGGUUUUUACUUUCAUUCAAACUAAACCAGAGAAAGUAAAAGUGUCCCAGUUUGAAGUGUUCGCUGUAAAAGUGGAACCAUCUCGCUGGUCCAGUGUAAAAGAAGGUUCUGAUGUGAUCAGGAGCUGUGAAGUAUCACACCUUCCAGAUUCAGCUACACUGGACUGGGAAAGGGACAGAGAACCUACUGGUAACACAACGCUGAUCUACAACAACACUGCCCACAUCAUCAUCCACAGUGCUGACCGAUCCAGUGAGGGAACGUAUAACUGCACACUCAGAUGGAACGGAGCACUUAUAUUCAGCAUUCCCAGGACACUUCAAGUCUACAAGGGUACAUUUGGAACACAUCACAUUCUGUACAGAGGGAGUUUGAGCAGCAGUGAGGUGGUGCUGAUCUGCCGUUCUCAGAACUCAUACGGAACAGCGUAUUGGCAAUGGGCGCCAUCGUCUGAGACAAAUGAACUCAUUGUGGCCUCAGCUGAUAACAAUACUUUGAUUUCCAUGGAGAUAGAUAAAGAGAGAUUCUCAUCUGAGCACUAUAAUGGAUCUGAUUUCCCUCUGAGAAUCUCACCAGUGAAGUUUGGAGACAGUGGAAGGUACUUCUGUUACUGUGAUGCCCACAGGAAGCCAAUGGCCACAGUAACUCUGGUAACUGUUCAGGUGUUGGUACAGUACAAAUACUUCCUUUCUGGGGAGGGACAGUGGGUCUCUCUACAAGCCCCUGCUAAGACCAAAGGGACAGAAUUCAUCUGGGAGUGGACGUCACAUGAUGGAAGCUACACAAACACUCGGAUAAUAACAAUACAGCCCAAUGGGAAGUUUUCAUGGAAUUUGCCAAAGGCAACGAAGUCUAUUUCAAAAGGAAGAACAUAUGACAUUUAUCUCAGACCAGUGUUACAAAAUGCAGGAGUUUAUACUUUCAUUCAAACUAAACAAGAGAAAGUAAACAUGUCCCAGUUUGAAGUAUUCGCUGUAAAAGUGGAACCAUCUCACUGGUCCAGUGUAAAAGAAGGUUCUGAUGUGACCAUGAGCUGUGAAGUAUCACAUCUUCCAGACUCAGCUACACUGGACUGGGAAAGGGACACAGACCCUACUGCUAACACAACGCUGAUCUACAACAACACUGCCCACAUCAUCAUCCACAGUGCUGACCGAUACAGUGAGGGAACGUAUAGCUGCACACUCAGAUGGAACGGAGAAUUUAUUUUCAGCAUUCCCAGGACACUUCAAGUCUCCAAGGGUACAUAUGGCACAGAGCACACUCUGUACAGAGGGAGUUUGAACAGCAGUGAGGUGGUGCUGAUCUGCCAUUCUCUGGACUCAUACGGAACAGCGUAUUGGCAACGGGAACCAUCGUCUGAGACAAAUGCAAUCCGUGUGGCCUCAGGUGAUAAAAAUGAGAAUACUUCGAUUUCCAUGAAGAUUGAUAAAGAGAGAUUCUCAUCUGAGCACUAUGAUGGAUCUAAUUUCCCUCUGAGAAUCUCACCAGUGAAGUUUGGAGACAGUGGAAGGUACUUCUGUUUCUGUGAUGCCCACAGGAAGCCAAUGGCCACAGUAACUCUGGUAACUGUUCAGGUGUUGGUACAGUACAAAUACUUCCUUUCUGGGGAGGGACAGGGGGUCUCUCUACAAGCCCCUGCUGAGACCAACGGGACAGAAUUCAUCUGGGAGUGGACGUCACAUGAUGGAAGCUACACAAACGCUCGGAUAAUAACUAUACAGUCCGAUGGGACGUUUUCAUGGAAUUUGUGGAAGGUGUCUAUUACAAGACAAGGGAAGUACGACAUUUAUCUGCAUCCGAAGUUACAAAAUGCAGGAGUUUUUACUUUCAUUCAAACUAAACCAGAGAAAGUAAAAGUGGCCCAGUUUGAAGUGUUCGCUGCAGAAGUGAAACCAUCUCGCUGGUCCAGUGUAAAAGAAGGUUCUGAUGUGACCAUGAGCUGUGAAGUAUCACACCUUCCAGAUUCAGCUACACUGGACUGGGAAAGGGACAGAGAACCUACUGCUAACACAACGCUGAUCUACAACAACACUGCCCACAUCAUCAUCCACAGUGCUGACCGAUACAGUGAGGGAACGUAUAACUGCACACUCAGAUGGAACGGAGCACUUAUUUUCAGCAUUCCCAGGACACUUCAAGUUUACAAGGAUAAUGGGAGGAUGCUGGUGAUCGGUUUGGCCUGUACUGCUGCUGUGUGUGUUGGAGUGCUGUUGCUGUUGUUUCUGUUGUUUCGGCGUCUGAAAACAGCAGCGGGUCCCUCCACAUCACCAGCUGAAGGGAACGGUGCAGCUGAUGCAGUCUACAGUGACGUCACAGAUCUGCAGCAGGGUCAAGCGGAUGGGAAUGGUGAUUCCAGUGCAGCUGCUGCAGUCUACAGUAACGUCGCAGAGCUGCAGAAAGAUCAAGGUCCCUCCACAUCACCAGCUGAAGGGAACGGUGCAGCUGAUGCAGUCUACAGUGACGUCACAGACCUGCAGCAGGGUCAAGCCACAUUACCAGUGGAUGGGAAUGGUGAUUCCAGUUCAGCUGCUGCAGUCUACAGUAACGUCGCAGAGCUACAGAAAGAUCAAGGAAACCCAGACACGCCUACAGAGGAGAAUGACAGUGAGGAGCUCCAAUACUUAGUAUUUUCCUUGACCACUCCCAGUCUUGACCCUAACAGACAACAACGGAGGCAGUUGAACCCCCAGUCUUGCUCUGAACAAGAAGAAAAUGAUAAAGUGGUCUAUGCAAGCAUCUGCAAAACGUAAUGUGGAUAACGAUUCAAUUAUUCAAAUGGAUAAACAAAACGAAAUUUUAAAAGCCCACAAUAAAAACUUGACAUUUCAAGUCUUUACAGUGCAACUCCAUUACAGAUUUUCCAAGAUCUGUUAAUGUGCGAAUAUGCCACUGUUGCAUUCUUUCUUGCUAAAGGAAGCUUUUACGAGUAUCUAAUAAUAUGUAAGUAUGUCAUUUUGAUUGUGAAAUAUAUAAUUGCAUUCUGGAAAAUAUAAAUGUUAAUGCAGUUUUUUUCUGUAUUAUUUUUGUAGCUUUUUUUACGUGUUUCGAAUAAAAUGUCCAGUUUUAGUGACUAUUUAAUACAUAAACAGCAAGGGGUGCUAUUGUACAAGAAAUAAGCAACUGCUGAACAAUUUAGCGUGUGCUUCUAUCUAUAGUAAAAAAAAAUUAAAAAUAAAAAGCACUUAUUGUAGCUAAUAAUAAAACAGCUGUAAAAAGAAAGCGUUGUAUUCAUUAUACGACCUUGAAUUAAAGCAUUUAAAAUAAUAAAUAAAUACACAAGCUGAAA